Molecule: messenger RNA, 573 nt
Organism: Histoplasma mississippiense
Lineage: Eukaryota; Fungi; Ascomycota; Eurotiomycetes; Onygenales; Ajellomycetaceae
Exons: 3
Coding region: 1-573 (190 amino acids)
Biological process (GO): protein phosphorylation
Cellular component (GO): cytoplasm
Molecular function (GO): ATP binding; protein serine/threonine kinase activity
Source: RefSeq, a predicted model, not a curated record
AUGGUCUUUUUCCUCCAAAAUGGAACUCCUCUCUGUGAUCCUGUUCUUUGCCACGGCGGAACAGGAGUCGUCGUUCGACGAGGUGACAUCGCCGUCAAGCUGCCAUUGAGGUAUAUUGGUGAUAACGAUGACGAUACCCAAGCGAACCGUCUCGUCAUCAAACAUGAAGAAGAUGUGUAUCGGCGGCUACAGGAUUGUGAUGGUGUUGUGCGUUGCUUCGGCUUCCCUGGAUAUUGCAUUCAAAUGGAGUUGAUGGAAAAUGGAGAUCUUGCUACGUAUCUGAAGGGACAACGCCCGGUGCAGUCUCUUCAGCUCUCAUGGUUUCGGCAAAUGGCUCAUACGCUUGUUCGCAUACACGACCGUUGCGUUAUAGUGGCAGAUAUUGCUACAAAGAAUUUCGUUCUCAGUGCUGACCUCUCUGUUAAAUCCUGUGACUUCACUGAGUCCUCUAUUCUGCCCCUUGGUUCUGACAUGGAGCGCGCCGACGACCAUGGUUACCUCAAUUUACACGGACAUUGGCCAAUUGGGUGCUGUGAUAUACGAGGUUAUAACCGGGCAGCGUUGCGAAUUUGA